CCUAGCUCCGUCACGAAAUCCUCAAGUUUUCUAUCUUCACCUUUGCGACUGCCACAACACGCGCGUGCGAACAGUGCGAUCACCAUGUCGAAUUAUAUCUUUAACCCUCCUCCGCCGCCACCGCCGAAGGCGACUAUGCCACCGGCGCAAUCGGGAGAUCAGUGGGGAAACAGCCCACAGGGAGGAGGAGGUGGUGGACGUGGAGGUAGAGGUGGAGGACGCGGCGGCGGCGGGCAGCAAAAUCGCGGAAACUACGGCGUACAGAAUCGCGGCGGCCGGGGCGGGCGCGGGGGCGGACACCAGAACAAUUUCCAGCGUCCACAGCAGCAGCAGCAAGGUUACCCUUCGAAUUUCCCGCCGCGGCAGCAACCCUUCGCGCAAUCGCAAUAUGCACCAUCCGCUCACGCUCCAGCGCCCGCGCCAGCACCGCAUUUCAAUCCCGCCUUCUUCCCGCAGCUCGCACAGCAGCAGCAGCAGCCCGCGCAUCUCCCGCAGCGCCCUGCAUAUCCCCUCCCUCCCGCCCCGCUCCAGGCGUCGCCUUCAAACCCGUUCUUUCCGCAAUGGACACCCGCCGUCCCCGCACCCGCACCGUCGCACUACCACCAGCCCUCGCACUCGGGCGGGCCCACAUCCUACCACGACCUCAGCGCUCCCAGCGCCCCCUCAUCAUACGCACACUUCUCCACCCCCACUUCCGCAGCAGCAUCUUCACCUCGCCCGCACAAGCCGGAAAAACCCGAUAUGCAGCACGAAGAGUGGGUAGCGCUCAAUGGCGGGAGGCUGUUGGGGACAAAUAUCAAGCCUCCGGAGACAGAGGCGGAGAUUGCGGCGUGGAUUGCGGCGCGCAAGGCACGCUUUCCGAGUGCGAAAAGGAGGGAGGAGAUGAUGAGGGAGGCGGAGGAGAAGGAGAGCCGCAGGUUGGUGGUGAUGGGUGAGGAGGAGGAGAGGCGCAGGAGGGAGAGGAGGGAGAAGGAGGAGAAACGGAAACAGCAGGAGGACGCGGGAGAAGAUGUGCCUGUGGAUGUGGAUGGUGAUGGUGACUCCUCCGGCAAUGACGACGGCCCGCCAGAGGAAAUAUCAGCGCAUUCGCGCACCGUUUUCCGCAACGACCGAAAGAAGGGACCAGCGCCUGCAAAACCAGCACCAAUCUGCAAAACUUGGCGGAAGUUGGGCUCGUGUCCGCGUGGUGACGAGUGCAGAUUCCGACAUCCCGAGAAACAGGAGCAGGAUAAGAAGAAAGCAAAGAGGGAACGCCAACACAAGGACGGGCACGCCCGCCCGAGCUUGUAUCAGCGGCUCGUGGAGAAGGAAAUGGACCGCGAGAAUGAGCUGCUGCUGGAGGUUGUCAAGUACUUGGUCGAGGUGGGGGCUAUAAAACAGGAUAGUCGAGGGGGUGGGGAUGCAACGAAAGAUGAGGCGACCCCAGCGGUGGCAGCUGAGGGGUCACUAAUCGAAGAAGUUGGAGAUGCGGAAGACGAGAAAGUCCACGACGUAGACGACAAUGCAGAAGCAUUACCUUCUGAAAAUGAGGCAGAAGUUGGAAAAUAAUAAUAUUCAAUCACUCACA
Molecule: messenger RNA, 1567 nt
Organism: Tricharina praecox
Lineage: Eukaryota; Fungi; Ascomycota; Pezizomycetes; Pezizales; Pyronemataceae
Exons: 2
Coding region: 85-1548 (487 amino acids)
Molecular function (GO): metal ion binding
Source: RefSeq, a predicted model, not a curated record